This is a messenger RNA of Penicillium cataractarum, 1500 nucleotides long. RefSeq lists its product as uncharacterized. The transcript is spliced from 4 exons. NCBI's taxonomy places the organism in Eukaryota, Fungi, Ascomycota, Eurotiomycetes, Eurotiales, Aspergillaceae. The record is from RefSeq and is a predicted model, not a curated record. The coding region runs from base 1 to 1500 and encodes 499 amino acids.
AUGGAUAACUUGGAGUGGAACGCCGGUGUCGCCGAGACACCGACACUGGAUGCCCACACCACCACCCGUAGUCUGCAAGGACAACGAAUGAUGGCAAGAAAGCGGACAGGCUUCAAACCGUCGCCAGCUCAAGAUCUCAAGUUUAUAAAUCUAUCUCAUCCAGAUGACUUAAAUCAACAGCAUGAGGUACGAACGGAGAUUCGUCGUCACGUCAUGAAGGAUAUCGGCCAACGACGCAGGCGUCCACGACCUAAAGAAACCUCUUGGCGGGCCACUCAAACAUCUUCUUCAGAAUCAAGAGACUUUGAAAUUUCUCAACCUCAUGGAACAAAUACAAGCACCAUUUCGCCCAGAUACAAUCUGACCACGGUCGCUCAGUUCCCCAUUGAGGCUGAUACUCGCACCCUCGAACUUAUGCACUUCCUCGUAACAGCUCCAGGCUACCAGCCACUCAAGUCCAUUUGGAUUGAGAUAGCGCUAUGCGACUCCGGGGCAUUCCAUGUGACUCUCGGCAACGCAGCUCAUGCUUUGUAUCAGAUUAGUGGCGAUGACAGAGUGAAAUCUUCGGAGGCUUUGAGUCACUUUGGAGUUUCAACAAGGAUAUUAAGACACCGCCUUAAUAACCACACGGAGAGUACCAGCAAAGGGGUCAUCGCCAAUAUAUUGGGGCAUAUCUGUCUCGCUAUAAGAAGCGAUAAUUGGGAUGGUUGGAGUAUCCAUAUGAAUGGCUUGGGUCUCAUAGCGAACGCUCGUGGCGGAUUCGCCGAUCUCGGAGAUCAGAUGACCCUUCUAAUACUGCUGUACGACUUAGCUGGCUCUAUGGCCUUUGACUCGAAUCCGCGAUUUGAGCUUCCACCACAACUCGUCGGUAUAUCCCAUAGAUAUGCGAGACAACCCGCCCCCCGAUUACAAGCCUUACUUAUCCAGCCCAUGUCCGCUGCAUUCCUUCAUGCUGGUCAAGCAUUGAUUAUGGUCUCCUCAAUUGCGGAUGUCAUCAACAUGAAUAGCCGCAGUGCAUCAUUUUGGAAGAAAGAUCUCGAUGCGAUCCGGUUGAUCGGCCCCUGCAUUCACUUUUUACUUUCAAUGCCAAGACCCCCCAGUGAUUUCAUGAAUAUAUCUGACUCAGAAGAUCUUGUCGUGAGAGAAGUGGUUCGGCUUACCUGUCUUUUGCUCAUGUCGAAACUAAAGGAAUCAUUUGCGUUCCCCCCAAACGAGCAAGAAUUACUACAUGCUAGGCUUGCUGACUUUUUCACUAAGCAUGUCGAGAUACUUGGGAAAAAGUAUAUUGAGCUGAAAGUUUGGGCUCUUGUCACUCUUGCAUUACUGCGAUACCAUGACGGCAAAGAUGUCUAUGUCCAGCAGAUGAACAGGGAAAUGCUUGCAAUGAAUAAAAUGACACCAUCUGAAUUUAUUGAUAUCGCAAGAGAUAUUAUCUGGAUCGAUUUCUUGAUGUCGCCAUUUUCAGAAGAUCUUGCGGCAGAUAUGAACCCCUUUGUUUGA